Messenger RNA from Talaromyces marneffei, 1635 nucleotides. RefSeq lists its product as uncharacterized. The record is from RefSeq and is a predicted model, not a curated record. The coding region runs from base 1 to 1635 and encodes 544 amino acids. The transcript is spliced from 5 exons. NCBI's taxonomy places the organism in Eukaryota, Fungi, Ascomycota, Eurotiomycetes, Eurotiales, Trichocomaceae. Gene Ontology annotation, molecular function: oxidoreductase activity; copper ion binding.
AUGGAGGGGCCGCCCAUGGUGCUGAAUCAAGGUGACGACGUUACGGUGACUGUCAUCAACCAUUUACCAUUCAAUACCAGUGUGCAUUUUCAUGGCAUCGAACAGAAAAACACGGCGUGGGCGGAUGGAGUACCUGGCCUUACUCAAUGGGCCAUACCACCUGAGAAUAUGUUCACCUAUCAAUGGCAUGCCAACGAAUAUGGCACCUAUUGGUAUCAUUCCCAUGACAUGGCUACCGUGCAAGAUGGCCUCUACGGCGCGAUUCAUAUACGACCAUCUCAACAGACAGAAGACCCCUUCUCAAUGAUUACUACCGAUGCAACCGAGCUAGGCGCUAUAAGGCAGGCAGUGCGGAAUGCCGAGCUCAUCGUCGUCUCGGAUUGGAGUCAAUAUACCUCAUUCGAGUACAUGGAUGCAAUGAAACAGUCAGGUUACGAUAUUUUCUGCUCCGACAGCAUCCUGAUUCAAGGCAAGGGUUCAGUUUAUUGCCCACCACAGGAGGAAUUAAUUUCUUUGAUGCCCUAUUCAGUCCAGAAUGUGCUUCAAGCAAAUGUCACCGACAAGGGGUGCCUGCCUUUUGUAACGGGUUCCCAAGGUAUUUGGGGGCAUCACCCUGAAAAGCUUCCGCCUAGACUGAACGAUGGCUGUGUGACUAGUGAAGGGUCCCGGGCCACCGUGGAAGUUGACCCAAGUCGUAGCUGGGCCAGUCUCAACUUUAUUGGCGCAGCUAGUGAGAAAGCACUUGUUGUUUCCGUUGACGAACACCCUAUGUGGAUUUACGAAGUUGAUGGCAGGUACAUAGAGCCCCAAUCUGCCGACACAUUUGAGCUCUACAACGGUGAACGGUAUGCUGCUCUUAUCAAACUUGACAAGGAACCUGCCAAAUACAACAUUACCAUUACGGACACCGGUGGUAAUCAGAUCAUUGCUGGCUAUGCAAACUUGCAGUAUCGAGGUGCAGAGAACAGCACCAGGGAAUCUAUGCCCUACAUCAACUAUGGUGGUCAGCCCACAUCACCAGACGUUGUUGCAUUGAACGUCUCGGUUCUGCCCCCUUUCCCAGAAAUACGUCCUGCUGAAAAGGCAGAUAAAUUUUUCUUAUUGAAUCUAUCACGUAUCAAUUCCUCAUGGGAGUGGUCUCUUAAUGGCAAAUCACUACUUCCAGCAGAUCUUGAUGGUAUGGAGCCUGUUCUAUACAACAAAAAAUCUCAUGGUCUGGAGAAAUCUCUUAAGAUCGCGACCAAGAACAACACUUGGGUUGACAUUGUCUAUCAACUGCGACUAGGGGACGCAUCAAUCACCCCGGUCCAGCCCCCUCACCCAAUUCAUAAACAUUCAAACAAGAUGUUCUUGAUCGGCUCCGCACAGGGCACUUUUGACUGGUCUUCCAUUGAUGAGGGUGUUGCCGCAUGCCCCCAGAAUUUCUUCCUUGACAAGCCUCUAUAUAGAGACACAUUCGUUACCUCGCCGAGAGGAGAGGCCUGGAUAGCAAUUAGGUACUUCGUGCAAAAUCCUGGGCCAUUCUUGUUGCACUGUCAUAUAGAGACGCAUCUGUGGUCUGGUAUGGGCAUGGUUCUGUUAGAUGGGUAUGAUGUGUGGGAUAAGAUUCAGAGUGACUGUUGGGACGUUUGUUGA